AAAUGUAAUUCUCACAGUUUUAAGAUUUAACGUUUCUACUUUCAGUUUGCCAUUCACAGUUGAACGCUGGUGAAUUUGACAUAUUUAAGAACAAAAAUGCCGAUCACUGUUGAUUAUUUGAAAGAAAAGUUAAAAAAUGACAUUGGAGCAACACAUCUGGAUAUAGAAGAUACAUCAGACGGUUGUGGUGCCAAAUUCCAGGCUGUUAUUGUUUCUCCACAGUUUGAAGGAAAACCACUUCUUCAAAGACAUAGACUUGUAAAUGCCGCUUUAGAAGCUGAAAUGAAAGAGAUUCACGCAUUCCAGAUGAAAACAUUGACACCAGAACAAUGGGAGAAACAGAAGUCUUGAUGAAACUUGUCACCAUAGAAACAAACUAAUUAGCAAGCUAGAUUUUGGUACAUUGACUAUGAUUGAGUAAACACUGUGGAAAAGUUACAUUGUUGGAAAAUUUUGGAUGAACUUAACCAACUACAGUCUAAAUAAUAAGAAACAAAAAUACUAUGAAGGUAAUGCAGAAGGAAUGCUAUUUCAAGAAUUUAUGUUUACGAUUUUAUAGGAGUUUUCAAAGUGAAUUUCAUUUGGCGAAAGAGGGAAUGUGAAUUUUACCAUUACACUUGAUUGAAUAUGAAAUUUAGUUAAAUAAAAUAGACAUUUGAAGAG
This is a messenger RNA of Mercenaria mercenaria, 663 nucleotides long. RefSeq names its product bolA-like protein 2. The coding region runs from base 97 to 351 and encodes 84 amino acids. The record is from RefSeq and is a predicted model, not a curated record. Lineage: Eukaryota; Metazoa; Mollusca; Bivalvia; Venerida; Veneridae. Gene Ontology annotation, cellular component: nucleus; cytosol. The transcript has 3 exons. Gene Ontology annotation, molecular function: 2 iron, 2 sulfur cluster binding. Gene Ontology annotation, biological process: intracellular iron ion homeostasis.